Molecule: messenger RNA, 786 nt
Organism: Pogonomyrmex barbatus (red harvester ant)
Lineage: Eukaryota; Metazoa; Arthropoda; Insecta; Hymenoptera; Formicidae
Molecular function (GO): nucleic acid binding
Source: RefSeq, a predicted model, not a curated record
AUGAACUCCAGCGACGGAUAUACAUAUUGCCUCAUCAUGAUAGAUAGAUUUUCUAAGUGGCCACAGGCAAUAUCCAUUAAGAAUCAUCAAGCCAAAACAGUGGCAAAAGCAUUUUUCACGCACUGGAUUUCUCGAUUCAGCUCACUCAAGCUAAUCACUACAGAUCAAGAAUCCGAAUUUGAAAGCAGACUGUUCAUGGCCUUAACUCAAUUGGUCAGAGUUGUAUUCCUCGGUCUCAGGACAUGUUAUAAGGAAGAGCUCAAGGCUUCACCAGCAGAAUACCUAUACGGUACAUUUAGAAUACCAGAAGAGUUUUUCACACAUGAAGAUCUGCAAAACAAUCCAAAUUUCUUUCUGGAAGAUUUUCAUGUUCAUAUGCGAGCUUUCAAAUCUAGACCAACAGCAUAUCAUGGUCGCAAGAAAAUCUUCUGCUUCAAAGAUCUACAUACUUGCACGCAUGUAUUUAUCAGGCAAGAAAACACACGCAAGAAUACGCUCGACAAUCCUUAUUCAGGCCCUCAUCGCAUCAUCGAAAGAAUUAAUGAUAGAGUUUUCACUAUCGAUGUAAACGGCCUGCCUACCAACAUAUCGAUUGAAGGCCUUAAGCCCGCUUAUCAGUCAGCAGAAGAAAACUCUACAGUCGAAUAUAUCAACCACUCUAGUGAAGCUGGAGAUCACAACGCAACUAAGCAGAACUUCGAAUCGGCCAGUGGAUCGGACAGAGAUUCAACGAAGGCAAACAUCUUUCAACAUACAUUUAGACAAGGAGAAUGGAUCGGUCUCUAA